UGUAGCGUAGCUCAAGUUCUUACUGAUAUUACAGAGUCUUCAUUUAAAUUAAUUGAAAAUGAUGUAAAAAAAUUGUACUUAAAUGUAUAAACAAUACAAACAUGGAACUUUAUAGAGUAGAUUAUACUCUCUUAGGCAUGGUUUCUCCUAAUUGCAUGAAAGUUCUGCCAAUUUCUCAGAAUGAUGAAACUGAAAAGAAGACUCAAAAAAUUAUAGUUGGUGAUCAAGAAGGAAUUGUUCAAAUGUUUCAAAUUCGAAAAGGGAAAAUUAAUAUGUUAUUUAAAACAUUGCCUUUAGAAAAGAUAACUGAAGUUUGUUUAGGGGGAGCUCUUGGUACUGUUCAAGACAAGAUAUUUUUAUCAAUGGGUUCAUCAGUUCGUGGCUAUACCAAAAAAGGACGAUUGUUUCUUAGUUUUGAUACUGGCUUAUCAGAACCUAUUAAAUGCAUGUAUGUAACUGGAAAUGAACUUUUGGUAUCAGGAAGACAUAUAUUUAAUCAUUUUAAUGAUUGCAAAGAUAGUAAUACUUAUUUAUGUCCAGAAUUAAUUAACAGUAUUAUAUCAUUAGAUAUUGUGAAGAUGCAAGGUGUAAUGCCUAUUCUAGCAUGUGCAGAUUUAUGUAUUAGAAUUCUUGAAGGCUCAACUGUGAAAGAAACAUUUUAUUUACCAUCAGAGCCCAUUUGUUUACAUUUAAUGAAAAAUAAUGGGGGUUCAUAUGGAAAUGAAGUAUUAGUUGGACUGAAAAAUGGACAUAUUGUGCUACUUAAAAUAGAAAAAAAUGCUUCAACUAUUUGUCUUUGGGAACUAAAAACACCGUCAAAAAAAGGAAUUAUAACAUGUAUUGAUUGUUAUGAAUUUAGCGGAGAAGAUCAUCUGUUAGUUGGUCGUCAAAGUGGUUCUGUUGAGAUUUAUUCCUUAGAUUCUCAUUCAGUCCCUAUUGAAAAAUUUAAACAUAGUUGUUCAGAAAGUAUAACUUCUAUUCAAGGAGGAGCUGUUCGAAAUUAUGGCAUACCAGAAAUUGUUGUAACCACAUUUACAGGUUGGCUUUUUGGACUAACUUUCGCUGAUCAAAAUAUAGACAAAGAAAUUAUUUUGGACUCUUCAAACAUAAUUUUAAAUGAUGAAAAACAAAAAAUAUUAGACAUUAGGACUGAAGUAAGUGAUUUAGAAAGAUUAGUUGCUAUACAAAGAAACAGAUACUUAGAAUUCACUCAAAAAAGUUCAAGGCCCUCUGUUCUACCAUAUUUGGCUAUUAAAAACAGUAUGUUUCUGGAUACAGACAAUUUAAUUUAUCAUUUAAUAAUUGAACUAGAAGCAACUAUUGAUAAUAUUUUAUUACAGUGUAACUGUUCAAUUAAUUUUAUUGAUAUUGAAAACAAUAACUCUGCCGUUGUGAGCAAGAGUAAAUGUAAAGAAGAGGAUGACAAUAAAUUGUUGAUUACAUAUAGAUGCCAAUUAAACACAACUAAACUAGAAUUGAAAAUGUGGUCACACGAAGGUGAUCAUGGAGUUUUAACAGCUUAUAUUACACCCUUAUUGCAACCAAAAAGUUGUCAAGUUUGUAAUUUUUCUAUAAAACCACUUUUAUAUCAUCAGAGAACCAACAAAUACGUUACUUGUCAGCCUCAGAGUUUUUUAACUCUGUCCGGUGGAUUCAGUCUUUCGGAAGCACAUUUGUGGCUCUCGAACUGCUUACCUGGAAUUCCCGAAAAACCGACUGCUCAAGAAAAUAUUGAGUAUUCAUUUAAAUCGAUAAUAGUAGACACUAUUAUACUGUGUGCAUAUAGUCGGGGAUCAAUUAACAUAAAAACCGACAAUAUUACAGCAAUUUCAAUUCUUAAAGAUAACAUUAGUAAAGAUGCCACAAGGAAAAAUAUUAAACUAGACAUGUCUUACGAAGUAUCAGAAAAUAGUCUAAUACUGAUGAUUGAAGCAAUCGUUUCUAAACUAAAAUUAGACAUUAUUAACGACAAAAAAUUGAAGCUAAUCGAUGCUAUAAAACAGUUGUCAGUAAAUUCGAGUACCGCUGGCGAAUCCCUAACGAAAGAAUACUUAACGCUGAUUUCCAAUGAAAACGAAUUGAAACUAGAUGUUUCUCAACGGCCGUUCCGCAUGCAACGUUUACAAGCCAUAAUGUUAGCAUUGUUUGAUGAUUGGCACAAAUUGAAAGGAUUAAAUAUGAAACCGAAUUCUCGAGAAGAUUUACAAGAAGCUUUGCAAACGAGCAAUGCACUAGACUCGCUGAUCAGCAUGUUUGAACUUUAAAUAAAGAAAUAUUAAAUAAUUCUAAACAUA
This is a messenger RNA of Sipha flava (yellow sugarcane aphid), 2294 nucleotides long. RefSeq names its product Bardet-Biedl syndrome 7 protein homolog. NCBI's taxonomy places the organism in Eukaryota, Metazoa, Arthropoda, Insecta, Hemiptera, Aphididae. The coding region runs from base 102 to 2264 and encodes 720 amino acids. Gene Ontology annotation, cellular component: neuron projection; ciliary basal body; BBSome. The transcript has 16 exons. Gene Ontology annotation, molecular function: protein binding. The record is from RefSeq and is a predicted model, not a curated record. Gene Ontology annotation, biological process: intracellular transport; cilium assembly; intracellular protein localization.